Meleagris gallopavo (turkey) is the source of this 8984-nucleotide messenger RNA. The record is from RefSeq and is a predicted model, not a curated record. NCBI's taxonomy places the organism in Eukaryota, Metazoa, Chordata, Aves, Galliformes, Phasianidae.
UUUGAGUAACUAUAAACUAUCUGUCGGUUAUGAGUAACCAACUACUAAAACUGGAUGAAGAUGAAAAGCCAAGUCAGACUGUAUUGUUGGCUGAAACACAAAUUUAAGUAAAGGUCAGGGAGAAGUACAGAUACCUUAAUAUCUUAGGAAGCAGAUAAUGUAGAAUACAUUAAUAGUUCUGUAUAUGGCAAUAGAUCAUUGCUAGACCUAAUUAUAAAACACAGUACCAACUCUUGUUUUAUAAUAUGCAAAGAGAAAACACUGGCGAAUAAGCAUAGGGGCCUGUUGGUUCUUGUAUUUGUAGUACUUCUGCCACACUACAGAAGGAAUGUUAUUCAUAUUAUUUGAAGUGAUAGCAAAGCCAUGAAUUUAUCCCUGCCAUCGGUGUAAAGGAAUUGUUUGCUGUCUCUUUGGUGUCUACAGUGACUGUCUUGCAUAAGGCAGUCUACCUAAAAUGUGUAAGUUGAUGACAUCCACUCACAGCUGGAUUCUUGAUAACCAGAAUAUUCAGAGCAGUACAUGUGUAGUGCAGAGCUCUGGAACAGUGGGCAUUAUCAGUUUUCUGUUCCAAACAAUAAAGUCUAGUAUAAGAUUUUUUCUAAGUAAUUUCAAACAAGUCUACAGAAAAGGAAACAAGUUAUUGCCCAUAAAUCUGAGAUUCAAAGUCAACUUUCAUCAAAAGCAUGGCUGGCUAAGUUUUAAUUAGUACUGUUGCCUUUCUUAAAUAUAAAUAUGCAUAGAAAAGCUAAUCUUUAGUCAUCCCUUGUUUUAAGAACCAUGUUACCAGCUUACAGCAGUCAAUUCUAAUAAGGUUUCCCUCCAUCAACAGUGGAAGAAAGAGGGACAAAAGGAAUGCUAUUUGCCUAUAACUCUAUCAGCUGGUAUGUGAAGAAGCAUGGCAUCUGGUCAAAUGAAGUACUAAUGUCCUAAGCCAUAGAAAAAUGGCUGCACUAGUGCAGCAAGAAGAAAUUCAAAUGGAUAUAAAGCACUGGCACAUUACACCACGCAGAAAUCCACAUCCCGCUAUUUAAACUAAGCUUAAAAACAAAAGGGCUACACUAGUUACAUACCUAAUAUUUUUCCAACUAAUGUAAGCAAGCAGAAACACAUUAGCAUGAUUGUAGUACCAUAGUCUAUUUUUCACCUAAAUAAUGCCUGCUGCACCUACGUAAGCUAAAAUCACAUUUUAGAUUAGGGGAAAAAUAACGUGUAGUUUAAAAUGCAGUCAGAUGAUACUGGGUCAGAUGAUUCACAUAAAACAAACCAAGUUAGGCACUACAGUCUGUACCUGCCUAUUGUGAAGGACAAGUGACAGUACUGCAUUCACACUUUAAUCUGGUGGGGGGAUGUUCAGAUUUAUUUAGAAUUAGUUGCAUAAGAGGCAUAAUCAAAUUACUUUGUCAUUUAAGAAUAAGUGGUAAGUUUACUUCCAUAAUUAGUCCUCUCCCACUUUAAAGUGUAUGGAGCAAGGCAGUGUAGACUAUUUACAGUCAUUAACUAAUGUGCUUUUGGUAUGCCCCUUGUGCAAGAGAAUCCACAUUUCCACACUGGAAAUUGCUUUAUAAUUGCAGGUGCAUAGCUAAAUCCCAUGGAUAUCUAUCCAGAGCCCAAAUACAUUUGUCUCCUGUUGACAAAAAUAUUAAAAGCUUUUAAAAAAAAGAAGCAAAUAUGCUAUACUUUAUCUGCCUUAAUGUCAACAGUGACUAAUGUUAUUAAUUGCUUACUGAUUUAAUCUUCACCUCUUGAUGUUGAAAGCACUUGCUCUAAAGGUUAUCUCAAGCCAGAGAAGUUACGUUUGUUUAUUACAAGUAAAGACAUUUUGUUUUUAGAACAAGUUUAUUGCCUCUCCCUUGUUCCAGCUGCCCUAGCUGCUGUCAUGAAAGCUAAGGCCAUUUCACUGAAGAAAGAAAAAAAAGAUUAUUUUUUUUUUAAAUAGAAAAUGCACAUAUCUGUUUCCUCAUAUUCAAGUACUGUACAUUUAUAGUUGAGGUACCUCACAACCACAGAAAGCACAAUCUGAUUCUUCAGCUUGUUUUUCCUCAGGUUAGUAAUCAACCAUCUGUAUUUUUUCCUUUUAAGUUUAAUUCUUCAUAAGUUUAAAUAAGGUUCUAGUUUAUUUACUUGAAUUUUUGCUUCUGUUUGAGGAGAAGCACGUAUUUCAUUCAAGGAGUACAAGAGAGUCACACAGGUUUCCUUGGCUCUGCUGUGCUUAGACACAAAACUCCAGAGCAGUUCCCAUAGAUAUCAAGGAAGUACUUGCAAGGAAAGAGUAAGAUUAAAUAGAAGUUGAAUUGCAGAAAGCAGGCACAAUGGGGAGGGCAUUGACAGAGCAGCAGAGAACACCUAAGUGCCACAACCCACCUCAUUCUCCUUCGCAGUACAUGGACACCUGUCUGCCCUUCACACAGCUCCUCAGACCACUGCUGGGAGGAGAAAGAAGACCCAAACAAACAAGCUCAGAACCUUGGUUUUCAAUUUAGUGGUAACAGCAGGCAAAUGACCUGUUUAUUCUGAGGAUCAGCAGCUGUUCUGGUUUUGCAGGACCAGAAUUAUGGUUGAAAAAGAUACACCAAAUCUUUCCAAGCAGCAAAGCCUCCCAUCUUUUGCACCAGAAGAACGAGAUUAGCCAGAAAGAAUAAUGCUCAAAGCAGUGGCAGAAACCACAAUUUGCCUUGGGAAGAAGUCUCCACAUAUUAAUGUCUUUUAUAAAAAGCUUCCUGUAACCGUUACAACUGUCUGGAAACACAACGUGCAAAUCGACCAAAUGAUUCAGUGAUCAAGAAGCAAGCAGACCACUCAGCUGAUUCCUCUUAGCCUGCCUACUGGUUUUUCUAGAGCAUUGUAUCUUGUUGUGAAAGAUUAUAAGUCUUUUGUAGCUCAGUCUGCUCCCAAACACUGUUACUUAAAAGAGACAAAAUUAAUUCUAAAGGAGUUGCUUUGUUUAUAUCCUGAGUACCUGGAGCUCUGCCCUCAUGCCAUUUUCUGCAUUAUAGUGAAUCAGAUCUGAAUUACAUUAAGUGUACAUAAGACCAUUUCAGUCUAACUUGUUUUGCAAAGUUUGUUCUUCUAGCUCAAGGGUUACAUGUGAGCAGUAGAAGAGUCCCAGUAAGAAUGCCCACCUCUGACGAGUAUUUUGUACUUAAGGUAACUCCAUACAUUCCGUUUGCUUUGAGUUUUCCACUUUUAAAGUUCUGUCAUUCUCUUAAUCUUGCUAAGCUUUUUCCAUUAGGCCAAUACCCAGUGCAAGAAAUAAAAAUAGAAAAAAAAAUCCCAAUCAAAAUUCCAUAGCUCAGAGCUCCAUAUGUAGCAUAAGCCUCUAUCUUUCUGGAUGUGGGAAAGAUUACAAUGUACACUACUCUGAAAAGAAUUAAAAGCUGAUUUAGUUUGAUACCAGCAUGCCUUCAGGCACUGUGGAUUCAAUAAUUCAGUAAUAAGGGGAGAGUACAUUAAGAAACCCAUUAAGAAAAAGAACCAUCUCAAGGCAGGGUUUGAUUGGUUCACAAACACACUGUGUUGAACAUUAACACCUGGUGUGUUGUCUAAGCAGAGACUUAUGGGACAGCAAGAAAAGAGAGGCAAUGGUGCAAUUAACAACUGCAUGCACAGGGCAGCAGAUGACAUAUAGUCUCUUAGCAUCUUCUUGGUGUUUUGUCAUUUCACAGCACUUGAAGGUACAGGCUAGAGAUUUUGUUUUAUAAACUAAGGGAGAGUCAGGUAUCAGCUGUCAUGAAGGAUGUAGAAUGGAGCAGAACACCAGAGGAAGGCAGAAUAGCAGGUAGUGGGCCAGGAGAAGACAGAAAAGCAACCUGUAAAGCUCAUGUUUGCCCAAGGUACACAUCACAACAUCCUGCAAGGUCAGGUGCACCAACCACAGGGAAAACGUGGUGCAUUUACUCCACGGGGAUCCUGCUCCACAAAGCAGCAGCCCUUACUUUUCUCAUUCAGCUUCUGAUGAUGUUCUUUAUUUCUCCCAUCUCGGACUGCUCAAUUGACAACCUGCCUUGCUUUCCUCAAGUAGCCCCAAGCACAACAAUGCCAGAGCCACUCUACAAAAACGUCACCACUAUUCAAAUAGGCCUAAAACAAAACCAAACAACUUUGCUUAUCUGUGUCUCAAGCGCCUGCUUUCAGUAAGUUGUCUUUGUUGCACAACAACUUAAUAGCUCAAAUCCUGUUUCCCACGAUCCUCAGUGCCAGAUCUACAGGCACUCAGAAACACUCAAACCACAUUUUUUUAAUUGCUACUUUACUUGUAACGUUUUCUCCUUCUCUGAGUGUGCAUGCAAUAGGGGACUUAGCAAAAGCCCACACAGAAACACCCCCACCCAUGCAGGCACAGGGCUGAGCAGAGCCCCUGAUGUGCACACUUACUUCUAGUGCCUGCAGGCUGAUGUCCUUACUCAGCAAGCCUUCCUUAUCAGCCACAGCAUGCCCAGGUGCUUGUGAUUUCCUGUUUCUGAGAGCAGCACUAACAGCUUAACCAUGGCACUCCUGAAUUUAGAAAGCUGUUUUACAUCUUCAUGCCAUGUUUCCACACCUCCACAUGCAGGCUGAGGACAGCCACACGAAUAAAAGUCUGUGACUACAGAGCACUUUCCCUGUUGAAAACACUUAGCAAGGAAACCCACAGGCGUUACUCAUUAUAAACCUUUCCUACAGACAAAACGCAACAAGUACCAGCAUGCAGUCUUGCACCUUUGCAUGUUCUAGUGGAACAUCAUAGCAAAGGAGUGUGCUCAAGAACCACAGUACGAAAAAACAUACACACGCUCAACUGUUCUGUGCAAGCAUUUUAAAUUUAACACACAAUACCACACAUCAUGUACCACAAGGUUCCAACCUCCACUGCACGCAUACAUGAUGGACAGAUUGGAGAUCAAAUUGAUGAUUACAGUCCUAACAAUGUCUGGCAGUCUUAUUUUAGCGUUUGUUUUAAACGUGGUUUUCUCACCUACAGAAGGAAAUAAAAGUAUAACUUUAUCAUCUUGAGAAAAAAUACAGUGGAAAAAUAUUUUUCAUUUCUUUGAAGACAGAAGCCACCUAAAAUAGAACAUGCCAAAACCACAAAAUCUAAACAUAUGUAUUUUAUUUAUUUUCUGAAUAUUUUCAAUGAAAGCUCCUAAACACAAAUUAUGUAAAUUCCCCUGGCUACAUUUUUGUUUUGCAACAACAAAAAUGAGUUAAUUAUCAUGUUACCUGUAGUCUUGUAAAGUCAUGCUAAUGAAAACACAGAUUGCAGUCACUUAAAAUUUUGGUCCUGAUCUGUUGUAGGUAUGUAGCAUUGAGCAAUCAGAUUUGUAACUUUAUUGUGAUGCAAUGUGUAUGGGAGUGAAUUCAUUCAGUUCUUAAUGAAAUGUGAUCUGCGGACUCUUGCUCCACCUGGGUGAUAAUUGGGGCUGAUCACAGAAGGGUGUAGGAAAAGGCUGGGAAAUACUUAAGCUCGUUUUGCAGCUACUUUGAGCUCUUAGGAAAUGAGUGAUUCUUGUAUAGCAGCAGCCUGAAGAUUUCUGCAUAUACAAAGAAGCGGUAAAACUCAUGAUGGAAGAGCAAAAUGUUGCCACAGAAGUCCCAGCAGCCCUAAAGCGCCUGGCCAAAUACAUAGUGAGGGGUUUCUAUGGAGUAGAGUACUCCCUGGCCAUGGAUGUACUGACCCGCUACCCCUGUGUGAAAGAGGAUGACUUGUUACAGCUGCUCAAGUACGAACGCAAACAGCUGCGCACUGUUCUCAACACACUCAAGGCAGACAAGUUUGUGAAGCUGCGUAUGCGAGUUGAAACAGGGCCUAAUGGGAAGAGCACAAGGCACAACUACUAUUACAUCAAUUAUAAGGUGCUGGUGGAUGUGAUAAAAUACAAACUGGACCAUGUGCGGCGGAAGAUAGAAGCAGAUGAGCGGGAUUCAACUACCAGGUCCUCAUUUAAAUGUCCAUCUUGUUCUAGCACAUACACAGACUUGGAGGUCAAUCAACUCUUCGAUGUAUUUACAGAGACUUUCCGUUGUACUUACUGCAAUACUGAAGUAGAGGAAGAUGCAUCAGCGCUGCCUAAGCGAGAUGCUCGAACCUUGCUAGCAAAAUUCAAUGAGCAGAUGGAACCUAUCUUUGUGCUACUGCGUGAGACAGAAGAUACUGUUCUGCCAUAUGACUUGUUGGAACCUCAGCCAACAGCAAUCCCAGGGAUAUCAGAAAGCUUUGACCAAAAGGUAUGUUCAAGCAUGCUGGAACCCUGCAGUAGACCUGAAAAAUGGGCCACCAAAGAUUCUUCUUUUGGCAAUACGUAUAGUCAAAACUUAAUUAUUGAUGUCCAAGAUUCUGAGUGCAAGAAGAAAAAGAAAGAAAAAGCAAUUAAAGAGCGACCUAUCUGGAUGUCAGAGAGCACUGUGGAAGGAGCAACAACAGCUACCAUCAAUAAUCCUGGAACAAAUGCUUCUGAAGAAGCAGAAGAAACUGUUAAAGAAACUGUCACUGAGAAUGAAAUCAUCAAGACUCUUCUCAUCCACGAAACCAUGAAGUCAUUGUCCAGCACAGACUGUGCUCCUGCUGUCAAAAGCAAAUUACCUGAAUCAGGCAGUGAUACUGAGUCUGAAAAUGCCAAACACUCAAGUACAGUAACAACAAAAUUAGCAGGCAGCAAGUUUGAACAAGAGGAAGAGCAAGAAUCACCAGAUCCUAUUUUAAUGGUAGCUGCUCAGCCUUACUCAUAUCAUGAAAUUAGUGAAAAUCCAGAGCUUGUGUCUCUCAUGACAAAUGAAGAGAGAGAAGUUUAUAUAAAAGUUGGACAAGAAAUGUUCCAGUCUGUGUUUGAGUAAAUACUAUUGCACUGAAUAUACAUGCCUGUAUAGAACGGAUAACGUUGUCUUUUGGAUUAAGACAGUUAGCUUGAUCAUUUAACUCAGGAUCUUACACUUAUCACUGAGUUAUGUUUUGUUUGAAUGCCUUUUGUUAGCAAGAAAUAUUACCUGUAGGAGGUAACUACGAUUCAAAACACUAACAUUGCAGAAAAAGAGCCCAACGUUACUACGGGUUUUCUGUUGCUUUAGUGCUUAAAUUUUUUUGUGAAUGCUUUAAUCACUAAUUCUGGAGCAUAAAUAAUUCAAAAAUGCAACUGAAUAUUGUGAUCUGAUUAAAAUAAAGUUUCAAAAGCAAUGUCAUAAUCUAUUAAAAAUAAUAAUCAGUCAUGGUGCCUAUAUGGGAACUGUUGAUCACAGCCUGAACCUCUGACCACAUGAGGCAAACAAUGAGUCAGUUGUGGGAGCACAGGUGAAGGCAAUUCACCUGUGUGACUGGAAGGCGUGGAGCCUGGCUCCACCUCUCCUAAAUCCCAUUUAAAAGCUGACUGCCACUGAGGAAGGAUCUCUUUCUGGAGAUUGCUCCUCAUGGAGUUUAUUGCGACCCUACAACAUCGGUGAGCAUUUUUCAUUUAUUAUCUUUCCACUGCGAUAAUCCUACUUAGCCUAACCUCUGUACACCUAUUGAUUGUACAGUACCUUCCUCCUAGAAUUUUCAAAAGUGAAUCAUUCUAAUAGGGUUUGGUUUCAUUCUGUAUCAGUACAUUCUCCUUCUACAUAUUGGCUUGCAAGUCAUUCUCUAUGCAGUAGUAAUACAUUUUAGAGCAAUUUCCCUCAGUUCAAAGUACUGCUACUAAAUUUUCUUAGCAAUAGAAGAAAAAUCAGUUCUGGUAUGUUAACUUUCAUCUUAAAAAUUACAAAAUGAAAAAAAAACCUAAAAAUGCUUUUCACUUAUUAUUCUAUACAGCUAUUUCUAAGGGGAUAACAGCACAAUGAAAUUCAGAAUUGUGAACAGUUUCAAAAAAAUGUCUGUUACCAUUUCACAGUUAUUUCCUUGCAAAAGGCUAUACAGCAGGUGUGAGCUGCAAGACAGCCAUUUAGCCCCGAAAGUUGCCUUCAACACUUUUUUUUCCCUCAAGAUGCCUAUAAUAGGUAGUGUACUGUAAUAUUCAUUUUGGUGCAGAUUGCUAUGCAAGCAGUUUAUCAAGCUAAAAUUUCCAUUCAUACUCUUCUGCACUCAUUUUAAGUGAGAUUCUAAUACUACUGGAAAGAAUGACAUUCUACUUGACUGGAACUACAUGAGAGUAGAAGUAUUGGUAUCAGACUAUAAGAUUAAUUCCUUUGACAAAUAUAAUUAUUCCUUGCUAAAAUAGUAAAGUAGAACAUGAGAGUACAAACUGGAGUAGAGGAACCUGUUUGAACAUCAGGAAAUACUGAUGGUGACUGAGUGCUGGUUCCCUAUAGGGUGUAAUGUCUGUGUUGUAGAUUUUAAGGUUGUCUGGAUAAGGUCAUGCACAACAGGCUCCAGGUGGCCCUGCUUGAGCAAAAGGGUUGGACAAGGUCAUCUCCAAAAAUACCUUCUAGGUAUUCUAGUAGGUAUUCUAGGAUUUUGUGAAGAAAGUGUGAACAAAGGAAUAUCAAAGGUAGAUGGAUUAUUAUAAAGAGAAUUUGACUUACAGUGUCAGAGGAAGAAGAAUGGCAGAGGCUUCACUCUUGUCACAGAGUAACUCAUCCACUAUUGAAAAAAACUUUCAAUAGUGGAUGAGUUACUCUGUGACAACAGUUUCUUAUUUGAAAACAGUGAGUAUCAAUUCUUUCUCCUGUCUCAUGUGUCUCAUUAACUGGGACAGUUAGCCUGAAGCACAGCCUAUGUGUUACAGUACUAGUGCUCGGAACAGUAACACAAUUACAAGGGCAGUUUCAAUUGUUAUUAGGCUUCUUUAAGCAAGCACAAAAACCUUUAGACCCUCAACCCUAUCAAAUUACUAACAGUAACUAAGACAAAAAAUGCUGUCUCUCUAUAUAAAGUCUGACAUGAAAUACUUUGUACUUCAAAUUAAGAUUUUGUAACCAAGAUUUCCUUAAGCAAUUACAACUCCCAGAAGAGACAUCAUAAUAGAAUUGACUCUGGCAAAGCUAUACAGAAGUAGCUACUCUCACAUCUGUAAUCAGCAUACAAUAAAGAGAACUUUCAUGAA